This is a messenger RNA of Pocillopora meandrina, 911 nucleotides long. The record is from the annotation of a GenBank genome assembly. Lineage: Eukaryota; Metazoa; Cnidaria; Anthozoa; Scleractinia; Pocilloporidae.
AUGUUAGAAGCCCUCUGUGGGAAGGAGAAGUGCACACCAAACAUGCAUCUUCAUGGCCAUUUUAAGGAUUGCAUACUUGAUUAUGGACCUGUUUUCCCUUUUUGGUGCUUCUCAUUUGAGAGGUACAAUGGAAUUAUGGGAGAUUACCAUACAAACAAUGUCAAUAUUGGUAGGUAUUAAACUCUUCUCUAAUAAAUUUUAAGAAAUGAAAAUUAAUUCUUUCAAACUGGUGUUCCCUUUCUUGACAUUUUGAUAGAAUGCAAUCAUGCCAUAUUCUUUGAAAUAAAAAAAAAAUUAUGUGAACACUCAAACCUCCAUAUUCAAACAUAUAUGUACAUGUAUACAUGUUACAUAAAUGUAAAAGUUUAAAGCAGAUGGGCCAUUUGGUCUGUGGCAACAAAGCACUUAUACAGUGUAGUAGCAAAACUCAUUAGCUUUUGACCUGACCUGAAUGACUGACCGACUGAAUGACUGACUGUCAAAUUAAAAUCAAAUAAUAAUAAGCCCACAAAAAUAUCACAUAAUUUUUUAUUAUUAUCCAAAUUUUAUGCCGGACUUUCAAUUUUAACCUUGCACCUGCCAGAGGCCUGAUACCUUGUUUGUGGCAUGUUGCUUUGUGUAAGCCUUUGCAUAAUGCCUAGAUGUAUUAGAAUACAUUAUGAACCAUAUGUUAACUGGUGUUCAUUUUAUUAUCCCCAGGAGUUCAAAUUAUAUUUCCAGGAGGCAUGGAAGAGUUCCAGCAACUUAUGGAUUGUGAAGGCAAGCAAAAGGGAACUUUACUAGAAGCAAGUGUCCGUGUCCAGCAGUUCUGCAACAUGGUUGAAUCUGAAACUGGCAGUCCAGUGAAUGUUAACCUUAGUAAAACUGAGACUCAAGUACCACUACCACCAAUCAAAAGGGGAUGCAAUUGA